GAAACAUGCCACCUGAAAGAAGACGAGGACCUUACAAGAGGUACCUAAAAAAUCCUGACUUGACUGUGCCUCAACGAACCUUGUGGUGGAGGAGACAUUUUCAAGCUGCAGUUCGGGAUGAUCAACUUGACGUCAACGAUGAGUUCGAGAACCAGGUCCAUGACCUAGAUGAGCACGAGCACCAGGAACAAGGAAAUGGAACUGAUGGACCGGAUGAUGAUUCUUCUUCAGCCAGUAGCAUGAGUAGUUCCUCUGCUGGAGAACCUGCCAAUGAUUCUGGUGAGGAAAUGGAAGAAGCUUUUCAAAAUAAUGACUAUUUACAAGCUAUUGAUUUGUCUGAGUCUUCAGACGAAAGUGACAGUGACAGUGAAAUGGAAGACCGUAACCAUUCUGAUUCGGACAAUGAAAGUGAACAAUCCGAUGCAAGCAACCAUGAAAAUAUUCCUCCUGUUGAAAACCAUAAUCAACACCAUCAAGAUGCUAUUGCACCAAAUGAAGAUGAAAAUAAUGAGGUUGUUCGAGGCCCACCACUUUUCCAAGGUUGCCCAUUGGAUCGUGCUGAAAGUGACAUUCUACUUAUGUCUUUUGUGUUGAGAUGGGGCUUGGAAGAAAAGGGUGUUGCUGAUCUGCUUAGUCUCAUAGAUAGUUACCUCCCAUGUUCUGUGAUGGGAUCUUCGUAUCUAUUUUUUAAGAGAUUCCCCAUUCAUGAUCUAAGUAAUGUACGGUACACUUGCUCUGAGUGCUUUGCCUUUUUGCCCAGGGAGUUUGAACCUGAUGUGUCGUGUGAAAAUUGUGGAAGUCAAAUGGUGAAGAAAACUCUGAAAAAAAAAAAAGAGUUACUUUGUUGAGCUUUCAAUCACUGAACAAGUAAAACGGAUUAUGGAGGAUGAAGCUUUGUUUCCCCUUUUAAGGCGACAGGGAGGGGUAAAUGAUGUAGUGGCAGAUAUUAUCAAAAGCUGAUAGCAAACAAUGUGCUUGGUCCAAAUGAUAUAACUUUACAAUGGAAUACAGAUGGGUUGAGUCCUUAUGAAGGAUCAAAAGUGCAGGUGUAUCCAAUCCAAGCUCGCAUUAAUGAAUUGCCCUA
Molecule: messenger RNA, 1084 nt
Organism: Thrips palmi
Lineage: Eukaryota; Metazoa; Arthropoda; Insecta; Thysanoptera; Thripidae
Product: serine-aspartate repeat-containing protein C-like
Exons: 5
Coding region: 6-848 (280 amino acids)
Source: RefSeq, a predicted model, not a curated record